Messenger RNA from Coregonus clupeaformis (lake whitefish), 1409 nucleotides. RefSeq names its product rho guanine nucleotide exchange factor 1-like. The record is from RefSeq and is a predicted model, not a curated record. NCBI's taxonomy places the organism in Eukaryota, Metazoa, Chordata, Actinopteri, Salmoniformes, Salmonidae. Gene Ontology annotation, molecular function: G protein-coupled receptor binding; guanyl-nucleotide exchange factor activity. Gene Ontology annotation, cellular component: cytoplasm. Gene Ontology annotation, biological process: intracellular signal transduction; G protein-coupled receptor signaling pathway.
AAAGAGAUAAGGACAGCCUGACUGAUGAGAUUAAGUCUGUGGACUCUCGUCAUUCGCUGAUUGAUUACCUCUUGGACAAAGGCUUCGACUUGAUUGGCCACAGCAACAGCGAUCAGGUGAAAGUGGCCAAUGGCGCGUUAAACGAAGUCAUGUCCCUCAAGAGACUAUUGGUUGGCAGCAUCAGCCUAUCAGAGGACUUACAGCUUGAUGAGGAGAAUGGAAGGGAGGGGGCAGAGAGCCAGGACCAAGGACUGGAAGGGGAGGGAGGAGGAGGAGGAGGAGAGGAAGGGGGGAUCAGUGCUCCCCUGGUUCUGUCCCAGGAGAGGAUGGAGGAGGUGCGCCGGAAACUGCAGAGUCUGGAGGUACAGCUGAAGAGACUGCAGAGUGUUGAGGAAGCGCACCACCGGCUGCAGCAGGUCCUGUCUAAGUUCUCCCUGGAGGGGGGCAACUUCUAGUGAGAUACACAGCGCCACCUUCGUGACACCAGAUCACUGUAAGUGCUGGAUUGGAGUGCUAGAGUUGCUUGGAGGAUUGAUGAAUGCGUCUUGGAAUUUCCUAUUUACUAAACACUCUCUGUGCUCCACUGCCAUGCCUGAGCCCUUGUUAAAGAUUUACAGGGGGUCGCAGACAACCGCGAGGCCCUUGCAAGGCGUAGGAGGAGGGCUUUGCGCAAAGUAGUUGAGUAAUGCAAUGUGGGAGGUGUGUGUGUGUACGUGCGUGUUUGUGAAUAUACUAGUGUGUGUAAGUGAGUGAGCGUGUGAGAGAGGGGAGUUUUGCAAACAGGUGCCAAAGAUUAGAGCAGUAGUUUGCUGUGAGAGAGAUGCUGCCUAUGCUUAUUGAUUGUGAGCUGUUGCAACACACAUACACACACAACAGAUACUUCCCCCAGUGUAUGUUCAAUAUAUAUAUAUUUAUAUCAUUGCCAACUGUAGGGGUUUGGACUGUAUGAUAAACCCCCAUGUAUGCAUGUCGAGAGAGAUACUAGUGUCAGCCCUAUAGAGGGCGAUGUAGAGCUGUAGAACCAGACAUAGGAACAUGCGCAGGGUUGUGAAAUUCUGGUAACUUUUCCAAAAUUCACAGGUUUUCCCAAAAUCCUGGUUGGAAGAUUCCUGGAAUAAGGAGGAAUUCUGGAAAUCCUUCAACCGGGGAUUUCUGGAAAAGCUGGGAUUUUUGGGAAAGUUACCCGGAACUUUCCAAACCUAGACAUGCUACUGCACAUUUAGUGGGCCCCUAUAUCCAGUACAUGCCAAAGUACAGCAGAGAUGCACUUUUAACUUAGUAUAAUCCAAUUCAAGUGACCACCCAUACUGAAUUCCCAACAUUGAUUUUCCUAAUAUUUAUUACUAUUAUUAUAAUAAAUAAUUUAUGCCAUUUAGCAGAUGCUUUUAUCCAAAGCGACUUAGUCAUGC